GGCAGCCCCUGCGGGCGCUGGCGCAGCCGGAGCCCGGCGGCUGCGGCGAGGGGAGCGGCGGGCGCGGCUGGCGGGGCUGUCCUGCGCUGCUGGAGAAGCAUUUAGUGAUGGCUGAGAGCUCAGCUGUGGCUGCAGCAGUGCCAGAGAGAGCAGCACCAACCAAGCUGGAGGAGCUCCUGGAGAUCACCGCUCAGAGCCUGGUGCGCGCCGAGGUGGCAGAGCACUACGAGGUUAUUCGGGAGCUGGGCAGGGGCAAGUAUGGCCAUGUGAUGCUCGUGACCCACAGACAGAGAGGGACUCCUAUGGCUCUCAAGCUGCUACCCAAAGCCAGCACCAAGCUGCACACCUUCCUGUAUGAGUACUGUGUAGCACUGUCCCUCGCCACCCACCCUGCCAUCAUCGGCAUGUUUGGAAUUGCCAUUGAGUCCAGCCAGUACUAUGGUUUCCUCUAUGAACCAGCGCUGCACAGAGACCUCAUCUCUAUCAUCAAACCUCGCGAUGGGAUCCCUGAGCUGGCCGCCAAGCAGUGUGCCAGGCAGCUGGUGAGCGCGCUGGAGUUCAUCCACAGCCGGGGCCUGGUGUACCGCGACAUCAAGCCUGAGAACGUGCUGCUCUUCGAUCCCGACUGCCGCCUCGUCAAGCUCACUGACUUCGGGCUCACGCGGCCCAAGGGCACCAAGCUCAAGCUGGUGGCCGGGGUGAUCCCCUACACUGCCCCCGAGCUGAGCAACGCUGCUGAUGCCCAGGGGGUGCCCAUCGACGCCAGUAUGGAUGCCUGGGCCUUCGGGGUGCUGCUCUUCUGCCUGCUGACCGGCUACUUCCCCUGGGAGCAGAGCCUGCCAGAGGACCCUUUCUUUGAGGACUUCAUGCAGUGGCAGCAGACAGGCCUGGAAAGGGACGUGCCCCGGCACUGGAAGCGGCUGACAGCCGAGGCUGCCGGGAUGCUGCGGAGCCUGCUGGCUCUGGAUCCCGCCAAGCGUGGCCCCGUCAGCGGGGUGCUGCGCUACGUCCACUGCCCUUGGCGGCUGCGGGAUGGGCGCGGUGAGGAGGCUGCUGUGAAGUCCUAGGGCCCGCUCCCCAUGGCAGGAGGGAAGGAGGGUCUCAGCCUGCGAGGGGCUUCAGGGUUUGGGCACCCUGGUGGCCUGGGUGUGAGAGGUCCUGACGACCCAGAGAGCAACUUCUCUGCAGCACUGUCCCUGCUGCCACGGAGUCAAGCUCCUUCCCCAGCCGAUGGUUCUCACCCCAGGGCUGCCCAGGGCCGCCUCCCUGUGGCUUGGAAACAUCUUUCUUUUGGAAAUGACUGUGUGUGAAGCAUCCACUUGUUUCCUGGCCACAGGAACUCCAGGGGGUUAUUUAGCCUGCAGCAUCUGCCAUGUCUCAAAAUAGAGCAAAAUAUGUACUUCUAUGUUUCUGUGUGUGGCUCGUUUUCCCUCAUAAUAAAUGCCUGUUGGGAUCCACUUGCUGUUGGAAAGCAGGGAGUAUGUCAGAACUUGCAGCUGUGUCAGGCCAUCUCGGAAUGCUGCCUGUGCCCGCUCCAGGUCCCCUGGAGGGUGGCUUUAGGCUGGUGGGGUGGAGGGGCUGGGGAGACCCCAGCACAUGGCCAUGGAUGAUGGCUGGGGAAUGGUUGUGGUGUUGAGGUUAUCUCAUGCCAGCCCAAACACAUCCCUUCCCUUGUACUGCCUUCAGCGCUAAGACAAUGUCCUUCAUGCUCUUUUAGAUGCCUGGUUAACCCUUAGAAGACCUUCCUUUUCCUCUUUCCUAUCACUUCUUUAACCCUUCCCUAGACACACACCUCUACUAGUAAUAUCCUCCUAGGUGCACAUUUUAAUCCUGAAAAGGAGCGGCAAAGAUGGAAUUAGGGGUUAGUAGCCCUUUUUACUUUUCUACCUCUUUUCAAUCCUCAGAAUUUUGCUGUUGAUAAUAAUCCCUUCCUGCACUUAACCUGUUUUUUUGCUGGAAACAUUCACGGGUCGUUUUCUACUCUCAGCAGCUUCAUAACUUCCAAAAAUGUAGUGUCCCAGCACAAUACUUUCUAGUGUCCCAGCUUUUUUUUCAUGUCAGACCCUCUCCUGCACACACACUUUCUUCUAUGCUUGCCCAACCUCCAGCUCUUUUUUUUCCAGCUUCUUCUCACCUACUGGCGUUUUAGCAUUAUUUAACUUCUCUAACACUACCCAUCACCUGGUAAACACUUUUUGCUCACUUCUCUCUCAGCAACAUCACCUCUGUACUACUAUUCUGUGCUGUCCCUGCUCCCUACAUCACUUAUGCCUUGAAUCUUCCUUCCAACUCCCCAGCCUACCUUACCAAACAGCAUUAUGCUCACACUGUCCAAAAUACAGUUUUCUUCUGCUUGCUUCCAUCUCUUAGAAUCUUUCGUUACUUG
Molecule: messenger RNA, 2386 nt
Organism: Prinia subflava (tawny-flanked prinia)
Lineage: Eukaryota; Metazoa; Chordata; Aves; Passeriformes; Cisticolidae
Product: serine/threonine-protein kinase SBK2-like
Exons: 4
Coding region: 108-1067 (319 amino acids)
Biological process (GO): peptidyl-serine phosphorylation; peptidyl-threonine phosphorylation
Molecular function (GO): protein serine/threonine kinase activity; ATP binding
Source: RefSeq, a predicted model, not a curated record